Molecule: messenger RNA, 2905 nt
Organism: Labrus bergylta (ballan wrasse)
Lineage: Eukaryota; Metazoa; Chordata; Actinopteri; Labriformes; Labridae
Product: neurofilament light polypeptide
Biological process (GO): neurofilament bundle assembly
Cellular component (GO): cytoplasm; intermediate filament; axon
Molecular function (GO): structural constituent of cytoskeleton
Source: RefSeq, a predicted model, not a curated record
AACAGUGUUAAAACGCUCUUACAAACAUAUGAUCGCUACACAGUGCUAUUGUGAAUAAAACUCGGUCCAAGUCGGAGAGGUUUGGCGGUUUUUGGUCUGGCACACGCCGUUAGUGAAGCCACGUGACUGCUCUCUGCGACAGAAUGUAGUGUAAGCUCUCGUGAAAGCACCAGCUGAUGCUACACCUUUUCAGCACCGCGGACAGCUCCGUUCUGCAGACCAAGCAGAUGGCGGCGCUUAUAAAAAGCCCGCAUGAAGCGACUCUGCACCGGAGAUCCAGCGCGUCAGUACGAGCUACAACAUGGAUAACAGAUUCAGCUUUCCCAACAGAAUGCAUAAAGAUGAGUAUUUGCAAUACACAUCGGCACGCCCGGCAUUAGAUACCAGUGUCACCUCCACGAGCAUGAGUCUGAGGUUUAAAGAGAAGGAUUUGAUGCAUGGCUUGAACGAUCGUCUCGCAGGAUUCAUUGAAAAGGUGCACCAGCUGGAGCACCAGAAUCAUCAGCUGGAGAGGGAGAUCGAGGAGAUCAGGGGGAAAAUAAAACCUGCAUCCUGUCUGGAGGAGGAGUACGGACCAGAGGUCAGGAACCUGAGACAGCUGGUUAAGGAUAUAACCCAUCAGAAGCAUCAAAUUGAAAUUGAGCAUCAGAAUUUAGACGAGGAAGUGUCUAUGUUGAAAAGGCAACAUGAACAGGAGGAGCGUGGCAGAUCAGAGGCCGAGAGAAGUAUUGUGCUCCUCAAAAAGGACAUCAAUGACGCGUAUCAGGCGAAGCUGCACCUGGACAAGAAGGCGCAGGCUCUCGUGGACGAAAUCCACUUCCUGAAGAGCAACCACGAGACCGAGGUGUCAGCGAUGAAUGAUCAAAUCCAGAACGCGCAGGUGAGCGUCAAAGCGCAUGGAUUUGGCGACCCUGGCAUCACUGCAGCACUUAGGGACAUCAGGGCACAGCUGGAAGGUCAUUCCGUGUCCGACCUCCAGCAGGUAGGAGAAGCUUUCAGAUCUCAGUUUGCUAAACUAACAGAGGAAGCCGAGAGCAAGAGGGAGGCGUUAAAGGUGACCCAGAAGGAGAUCCAGGAGUAUAGGAAGCGCCUGCAGGCCAAGCACAUCGAGCUGGACUGCGCUAAAGGAACCAGGGAGGCGCUGGAGAAGCAGCUGCAUGACGUGGAGGAUCGCCACAAGGAAGAGAUGAUUCAUUACCAGAACACAAUCAAGGAACUUGAAAAUGAGCUCAUAAACUGCAAGUUUGACAUGUCUGGUUAUCUGCGGGAAUACCAAGAGCUGUUAAAUGUGAAGAUGGCUUUGGAUGUGGAGAUUCUUUCGUACAGGAAACUACUCUGCGGCGAGGAGGCUCGCCUGUCCUCGAUAUCCGACUCCCACAUCUCUCUGCCCUACAUCUACCACCAGUCCCCCAUUUACACCCUGCCCUGCCUCAGCAGACCGGGAGGAACGUACAGACGAGCUGAGCCCCAUUACAAGUUUGUAGAGGAGAUCAUAACGGAGACCACCAGGGAAAUAGAAAUGUCUGAAUUUGAGGAGACGGGGUCAGAGGAGACAGAGGGGGGAAGGGAUGAGCAGGAGCGUGUCAAAAGGGAUAGAGGGAGCAGUGAGGAGGAAGAGGGUGGUAAUAAAGACGGUGGAGAGGAAGAUGGUGAGCAGGUGCCUGAUAGUGAGCAGGCUCAAGAAGGAGAUUUAGUCAAUGGAGGUGAUGAGGAGGGUCCUGUGGAGGUGGACGAUAGUGGGAAAAGGAAAACUAAAGAAGAGAUGGAGGAGACAGUAGUAACAGUAACAGAUAAUAAGGUGGACUGUAGCAUAGAAAAUAUUUCAGUAGGCAAUGAUGUAUCAAGUGAGAGGAUGGAUGAGGAAGAAAAGGAGCAUCAAAAAGUAGUUGAAAUCCCAAAAGAGGAAAAAGACGCUGCAGUUCACAAAGAUCUCCCUUCUCCACCGGAGGAUCUAAAGUCGGAGGUCGUGGCAGGAGAGAAAAAAUCUGAUGACGGUAAAAAGGUUGACGCUGAGAGAGAGCAGGUGACGAAACCUGUGGAUGAAAACUCGGCCGAAGUGUCUACAGAAUCAGACACAACUCAAGAGCUAAGCAACGUCGCUCAAGUGAAGGACAAUGGCCCCCACUUCAGCUUCAGAAACGCUGAGAAAACCACAAAGAGCACUGUGCAUGAAGAAACCCAGGAUACUUCAAAACAGUCUCCAGCAUCUGCAAGUACUACCAACAAAAUUGAUGAAAAGAAAAACAGUCAAACAGAGUUUAAGGAAAGCACUCAAUCCAAAGCUGCAGAAGUUGACGAUGGCGUAGCAAAAAGCAUUCAAGGUGCCAGCGAUAGGAGCAAUAAAGGUCAAGUCAAAGAAUCAGAUGUGAACAGUCUUCCUGACGAGGAGGAUAAGAAACCAGACAGUGCAGUUCAAAGUGUUUUACCAAAGGAGAAAUCAAAUGAAGAUAUGAAAGAGUUAGAUCAGGGCGCAGCAGAACGCAGCCAGAAUGAGACAUCAAAGCAGACUGAAGUUUCAGAGAAAAGGGACGAGCCUCAAGGUAAACCUGAGAAGAUGGAGAGUAGUAAAACAGUCACAUAAGAGGGUAAACAAAGGCUACAUAGAGAGGGGUGAGCUGAGAUAGAGGAUGCGAAAUGGCACGAGGGACAGUGAAGCUGCACUAAGUGAAUGGCUUAUCUUAGGAAAGAGCAAAUUCAACACAUGAGCAAUAAGAAGAGAGUUCUCUAAAGGACGACUUGUGUUAAAAGAGAGCAUGAAUCUAAAAAUGUUUGCAGCAGUUUUGCCUUUGAACUUCAACACGACUUGUGAUGUACAAAGAACCUGUGACUCCCCUUCUACAGAAUGUAGACAUGAAUGUAAAGAGUCAAAGUGUCAUUUGAUUGUUUGCUAUGCUACCGUAUGAGA